Molecule: messenger RNA, 255 nt
Organism: Clunio marinus
Lineage: Eukaryota; Metazoa; Arthropoda; Insecta; Diptera; Chironomidae
Source: the annotation of a GenBank genome assembly
AUGUUGGCAACAUUAAGAAAUCUAAAUAAAAGGCUGCACCAAACAUUUUUAAAUCCAUUCUCUAAAUGCAACAAUGAAGAAUUCAAUGACAAACAGCACUCUGAUUUCCGACAAGAAUAUAACAUUUUACGCAUCAAGCAUAAUCUUCCUGUCGCUUUGCCGCAACUUUUUGGCUUUUGCAUGAAGUGGGAAGAAAUAACUGAACAACGAAUUGAGCUUGUAGUGGAAUUUAUAUUUUUGAACGGUCAUUUAUAA